AUGAAAGGUAAAGAAAAAGAUAAUCUGAUGCUUGAUAAUACUUAUGAAGAUAAUACUCAAUCUGAGCAACAUAUUAACUCAUCUAGUGAUGAUGAUAAAGAGUCUCAUAACUUAAACGAUAAUGAAUCAAUUGAUGACAAUGAACUGAAUUUAGAUAAUUAUGAUGAUGACUUUUUUACAGCUCCAAACUCCAUUAAACUUGAUUACGAUUCAGAUCAGGAAAUCCUGAAACUAUGA
Funneliformis caledonium is the source of this 237-nucleotide messenger RNA. Lineage: Eukaryota; Fungi; Glomeromycota; Glomeromycetes; Glomerales; Glomeraceae. The record is from the annotation of a GenBank genome assembly.